Molecule: messenger RNA, 3616 nt
Organism: Owenia fusiformis
Lineage: Eukaryota; Metazoa; Annelida; Polychaeta; Sabellida; Oweniidae
Source: the annotation of a GenBank genome assembly
UGACAGCUGUUAACAUGGAGCUCUAUGUUGCACGAUUGGAGGCAGGAGGAGAGAGAUCACAGGGAGUAAAAGCUUGUUUGAAAAGGUACCGGAAGAAGAUCUCAAAUAUUAUAGACGCCCCCUCUAUUCUCAUUUUCGUUGCGUGUCUGGCCAUAUUGGACGCUUCAUUCGUCGUAUCCCAGCUGAUCAUUGAUGUGGUCAUUGUCAGGCAACUUCUUGAAAAGCACGUUGCGUCUACAAAGACUUUAUCAGUUGUUCUCAAGGACACAUACCCCGUUGAUUUCAGUUGUUAUGAUGAGGACCAUUACGACACCGGAAGUCUAGAAGAUCUAAUUUCUUUUCUCGAUCAUGGGAACGGUUACCAUGGAGGCGGUAGUUACCAUGGAGACAGCACAAAUAAAAUGGAUAUUACCCAUAGGAAGAAGCGACAUUUACAGAGCAAAAGUAAACAAAGGCAGGAUAACAUGAUGCUGUUGUCCCCCGCAUUACGUACUACAAUGCAAAGCCUUCCUUUAAGUCAACUAGAAGAAUUCUGCUCGAAUUAUGGGGAUAUGUCGAACCCCAACCCUUUGAAUUCCAAACUUGGAAGAUUUCAAAGUAAGCGUAUUAAAAAACGAGCAUCCAGUUCAGAAAAUACUCAUGACAGAAAUGAAUCUCUAUUGAGUGGUGGCAAGUGCCCAAAUAUAACUGAACACCAUGGAGAGCAUGAACACGAUCUGGCUCACACUUUGGCGCACGCUUGCCAUAUAGGAAGUAUAGUUAUUCUCACAAUGAUGGUGUGCGAGAAGCUGCUUCGUAUACAAGCUUACGGCAAGAAGAUUUUUAAAAGUAAAUUCCAGAUGUUUGAUGGUUUUGUUGUGAUCCUGUCCUGGAUCCUUGAUCUUGCGCUAAUUGAUGGGAUUUGGGCGCAGUCGGAAGUGGAUGCUGCGCUACUGCUUAUUAUUCUCCUUCCAUGGCGGAUCAUUCGUAUAAUCAACUGUUUUGUAAUGACGUUCAGGGAGAGGUAUAGGAUACAAAUUCGAUUAAUCGAAGAGAAAAUGAAGGCGAGUGAAAGAAAGGCAAAAGAAGUAUCUAAUAAGAUGAUCUGCGCAAAGAGAGAGAUAACACAUCUAAGAGAUUUGGCUUCAAAACAUGGCGCCACCGAGAAAGCCAUUGAAUUGUGCACUAAGAAUUCCAAAGAUUCACUCAGUCGUAAAACUGGAAUGUACCUUCAUAGCAUGUCGAUGAUUACCAAUAUUCUCCAAACAACGUUCUCUCACCAUACAGAUGAAACAGAAGAUGAACAUAGUGACUCGAAACCAUCAGAAGGUACGCCUACGGAGUCUAUUAUACAACCUGAAAAGCAUCGGGAAAAAAUCCAAAAUGGAUUCAAGGAGAUAUGCAGUAUUGGGGUAGAGACUUCAGUUGUACAUGUUAAUGAAACAAGUGCACAUCCUGACGAAACAAUAGUGCAACCUGAUAAAACAAUGGUACAACCUUCUGAAACAAUGGUACAGCCUGACAAAACAAUGGUACAACCUGAUAAAACAAUUGAAGGACCUUCUGGAACAAUUGAACAACCUUCUGAAAUAAUGGAACAAACUGUUGAAACAAGCGUAGAACCUACAAAAACAAGGGUUCAACCUGUAAAGACAAUUGAACAACCUACAGAAACAACGUUUGAACCUGUAGAAACGGCGGCUCAACCUUUACAAACAAUGGUCCAACCCCUUUACGCAAUGAAAGAACCUAUAAAAACAAACGUAAAACCUAACGAAACAGCGAUACUGCCUGUAGAAACAAUGGUUCAACCUGUAGAAAAAACGGUUCAACAUGAAGACACAAUGGUAAGACCUUUAGAAACAAAAGUAAAACCUAAAGAAACAGCUAUGCAGGCUGCAGAAACAAUGGCUCAAAUUGAACCAAUAGAAACAAUGAUAAAGCCCGUGGAAUCAAUGGCACAACCUUUAGAAACUAUGACACAAUCUACAAAAACAACAGUAAAACCUGUAGAAACAAUGGGCCAACCUGUAAAAACAAUUGAACAGCCUUUACAAUCAACGGCACAACCUACAAAAGCAAUGGCAAAAACUGCAGAAACAACAGUGCAUUCUGGAAAUAUAUAGAAAAAUGUGUACACCCUGUAGAAACAGCGGCUCGAUCUAGACAAGUGCAAGCACUACUACUAAGGGUGCAGAUAUACCCCCACAAAAGGUUUAAUCGGGCGAAAUAAGUAGGGAUAAUCUUGGGAUUAAAUCACCGGGUCGUGUAGAAAAUCACCCGGGCGUGUAGGUAAAACCUUAAGCCUCUUCCCAGGAGAUUUCGGGCCCAUAUUUUAGGGUCCCGGGGUAGAGUUUUGGCAGUUUCCAGUGGCGGAUCCAUGAACCAACAAGGGGGGGGGGCGCAAAUUUGCGGUCAGAGGAAAAAACGUCCGAAGAUUUUGGGCCCCUAAAACCGAAAAGUGGGCCCAAAUUUCGACAAUUUAGGGGGGGGGGCGGAUCCGCCACUGGUUUCUCUAGGGAGGGGCGGGGGUGGUGACCGACAUUAGGGUGGUAUUCGACCGUGACCCGGGUAACCUCUUCCCGUUAGAGCGGGGAGAGGAGUCUGCGUCCCGAGUCUACUCCAUAUAAACCAUAUAUACAUAAUCGUCGAAUAAUUCACAAACAAACAACACUUCUGAAUUAGUCUCGUGUUAAACAUUAUAUUUACAAACUUCGAAUUAUACAGUAUAGAUACACUUUCAUUAUGGGUCUAACAUUAUUUUUUACGUACAUCCGACGCGAUUAUACGAUUUUAUUUUUUCAACUAUAUCCAACCUAGCGGGCGGGCGGCAACACAGUGAAAUAUAUUCGGAAAAAGUCUUAUUUUUUUACAAAAUAAAAUCAAGUCGUUAUUUACAGUUUUUUUAGUCGCCCUUAUGUUUACUGUUUACAUACAUUGUGUUUAACUCUUUAUACAGUGUUUAGUCAAACAUUUUUGUCCCCUCUUAGAUUGCGGACAACAUUUGGGCAAAGAAUCCACGUAUCUCCUCACUAGCUGGUCAUUCAUUUGCGUGUUUAACGAAAAGUCCGAUAAUAAUAUAUAAUUAUCUAAUUUGUCAAGUCAGAGAGCGUUUUUGAAAUGUUUAGACCAUUGUCCUCGAAAUAUCCCCAAAUUAGGUUUAUUUGGAUAGGGAGAGUCACCUCCCAAGGAUAAAAAUCGGUCGUGUAAAUAAUUGCUGGAAUUACACCACAAAAUCCGCUAAUACGUUUUAGUGGAAGGCGCUUUACAAAAUCGCCAUUCUGAUUACACCAACAUUUCUAAAGCGUCUUAGGAAUUAUAUUUUGGAAUUACACCUGUUUUUUCUAAAACGCCUUUCGUGCACUUUUAACGAUGUAGUUAUGGAUAAUAUCCAGCAUACAUGUAUGUGUACAUCUCCUGUAAAUGUAUUCUUUUAAUCUAAGACAAAACUGAUCUUCCUAUUUGAUUAAAAAUGCAUGACAUUGCAUAAUUUUUAUUUAUCUUUUAUUAAUUAUGAAAAAACAUAAUAAAAAGGUAAAAGAAAAAUAUGAACAUAUUCUCUGAAGAUAACACUUGAUUUCGAUGUGACCUGGCGACUAUCAUCCAUUUUUCAAUUUAGAUAUAGCCAGAUAGUAGC